CUUUACAGUCACCAUCUAAACCGAUAUAAAUUUAUGUGUAUAGAAAGGAAUAACGAACGCCACGAAUUAAACAUUAUGGGUUCUGAUGCACAAUCUAAGCUUCCUAUAGUUGACUUCAGAGAGGAAAAUUUGAUUCCAGGCACAAAUUCAUGGGUAUCAACAUCCAAUUUGGUCCGAUGUGCACUUGAAUCAUACGGCUGUUUUAUAGCAGUUUACGAGAAAAUCACUUUGGAACAGCGUAAUGAAGUGUUCAAAUCUGCAAAGGAAUUGUUUGAUCUUCCAGUGGAAACAAAAGUGAAAAAUAUUUCAAAUUUUGCUGGCUCCGGAUAUGGUGGGAACUACCCUAUCAUGCCACUCUUUGAAUACAUGGGAAUUGAAAAUGGAGCAAAUCUUGAAGCUACUAAGAACUUCACGAGCAUCAUGUGGCCUGAUGGAAAUGAUUGUUUCUGUGGUACAGCACAUUCAUACCGCAAGCUGCUAUUGGAAUUGGAUCAAGCAGUGAUGCAAAUGGUGGUUAACAGUUAUGGAGUGCAGAAAUAUUACAACCCCUUAAUUCAAUCGUCAUUUUACUUGACAAGAUUCAUGAAAUAUCGAGUCCCCGAGGAAAAUGAGAUUAAUAUUGGACUUAUACCUCAUACUGACAAGAAUUUUUUGACCAUAAUUGAUACAAAUCAUGUAAGAGGUUUGGAGAUAGAAACAAGAGAUGGUGAGUGGAUUGAUUAUCAGCCAUCGCCUUCCACUUACCUAGUCAUGGCAGGCGAGCCGAUGGUGGCAUGGAGCAAUGGACGAAUUCAUGCUGCGCUACAUAGGGUUGUCAUAAGAGGAGAAGAAGAGAAAUAUUCUAUUGGAAAUUUUUCCUUCAUCAAUGGGAUGUUGCAAGUACCAGAAGAGCUAGUUGAUGAUGAAAAUCCAUUGAAAUUUAAGCCAUUUAGUCAUCCGGCAUUUCUUGAGUACUGCAAAGAAGGGGGACCUACGAUGGAAAAUGCAAUUAAAACCUUUUGUGGAUUUUGAAUGCCAUUCCCAUCCAUUUAGAAUCUUCACAAAUCCGUGCCAUCUUGUGUAUCUAUUGCAAGCUAAGUAUAAAUAUAGCGAGUUUCAACGUGUGGUUAGGUUCAUCAGUUUUGCUGUUUCUAUAUUACUAAAUGAAAACUCUGGAGAGUGUAACUUUCUAUCAGUUAUUCAGAUAACUUGGAUUUUGGAGGUA
Molecule: messenger RNA, 1204 nt
Organism: Olea europaea var. sylvestris
Lineage: Eukaryota; Viridiplantae; Streptophyta; Magnoliopsida; Lamiales; Oleaceae
Product: probable 2-oxoglutarate-dependent dioxygenase AOP1
Exons: 3
Coding region: 34-1011 (325 amino acids)
Molecular function (GO): dioxygenase activity
Source: RefSeq, a predicted model, not a curated record